CCCCGCCGCAGCCCAGCCACAGAACAACAGCGGGCGCUGCCCGCCAUGGGCGACCCCACAGCCUUGGAUGUGCCCGCGGUGAUCUUUGACAACGGCUCCGGGCAGUGCAAAGCGGGGAUCGCCGGGGACAACGUCCCCCGUUCUGUGAUCACAGCCAUCGUGGGGCGUUCUAAAGUCCGAGCCACCAUGCUGGAGGCAGGCCAGAAGGACUACUACGUCGGGGAGGAGGCCCAAUCCAAGAGGGGAGUCCUGUCGCUCAACUAUCCGAUUGACCACGGCAUCGUCACCUCUUGGGAUGACAUGGAGAGGAUCUGGAGGCACGUCUACCAGUGUGAGCUGAAGAUCAGGGCCAGCGAACAGCCGGUGCUCCUGACCGAGGCCCCCCUGAACCCUCUGAAGAACCGAGAGAAGAUGACGGAGAUCAUGUUCGAAGGCUUCUCAGUGCCGGCGAUGCACGUGGCCGUCCAGGCCGCCCUGGCCCUGUACGCCUCGGCCCGCACCACGGGCGUCGUGGCGGACAGCGGGGAUGGGGUCACCCACACGGUCCCCAUCUACGAGGGCUACUGCCUCCCCCAUGCCGUCUGCCGCCUGGACCUGGCCGGGCGGGAUAUCACUGAGUACUUCAUGAGGCUGCUCCUGGAGGGCGGAUACUCCUUCGUGAGCACGGCCGAGCGGGAGAUCGUCCGGGACAUCAAGGAGAAGCUGUGUUACGUGGCCCUGGAUCCCGCCUCAGCCAUGAAGCGCAAGCCCAGGGAGAUCCUCAAGGAGUACAGGCUGCCGGAUGGCAACAUCAUCAGCAUCGGCAACCAGCUCUUCCGGGCACCCGAGGCGCUCUUCGUGCCUGCCCAUGUGGGACUCGAGGCACCGGGGGUCCACCGGAUGAUCUUCAACAGCAUCAUGAAGUGCGACAUGGACGUGCGCCGGAACCUCUACAGCAACAUCCUGCUGUCGGGGGGCUCCACGCUCUUUCGUGGGCUGGACGAGAGGGUCCUCAAGGAAAUGCAAUCCCAGGCACCCCAAGAGAUGCCUGUGCGCAUCAUCGCCCCGCCGGAGAGGAAGUACUGCGUGUGGAUCGGGGCCUCCAUCCUCGCCUGCCUCUCGUCCUUCAGGCCCAUGUGGGUCACCCUGGGAGACUACAAGGACUUUGGUCCGGCGGCGGUUCACCGGAAAUGCUUCUGAGGGGAGGCGUAGGCCCCUGGGACCGGUAUGUCUGGACAGGCUGUGGCGGGCUGGGCCCGGUGAGCCACGGGGUCGUUCUGAGGCUGCUGGAGGGGUCUGAGGGAGCUGGCCAUAGGGUAAAGGGAAAUAAAACGAUCAACCUGA
Molecule: messenger RNA, 1323 nt
Organism: Tachyglossus aculeatus (Australian echidna)
Lineage: Eukaryota; Metazoa; Chordata; Mammalia; Monotremata; Tachyglossidae
Product: actin-85C-like
Exons: 1
Coding region: 46-1179 (377 amino acids)
Source: RefSeq, a predicted model, not a curated record